AUGCCGCUAAUGUACCAUGCACUCCUUUUGGCUAUCGGACUGUUUCGGAUAGCGGAGGGGCUGGCGGACAACGAAAUCCCGGAACACUACCAGAUUGUCGACCGGAUUCUGAAGGGUUACAACCGGGAUAUGAUCCCGAAAUUCAUGAAUCGCAGCGUCGAUGUGAAAUUCUCGAUGGAACUGUAUCAGAUUAUUGAAGUGAACGAGCCACAACAAUAUUUAAUGUUGAAUUCAUGGAUUGUAGAGCGGUGGGUCGACGGGAUGCUUGGCUGGAAUCCAGAAGACUUCGAUGGCACCUCAGAAAUCGUGCUUCCACAUUCAAAAAUCUGGCUUCCGGACACGACGCUUUACAACUCCCUGGUAAUGGACGAGGGUGAGACUCGUCGUCUUUUGAAUGCCAAAUUGACCACCAUUAACAACGGUACCGGCGCUUACGUUGAGAUGCUUUAUCCAACGAUCUACAAAUUGAGUUGCAACCUUGAUGUUAGAUUCUUCCCGUUUGACGUUCAAAAGUGUAGUUUGACUUUUGGAAGCUGGACGUUCGACAAUACCUAUAUUGAUUACCAUCCGUAUAGUGGAGCUAUUGGAACGACGAAUUGCAUAGAAAAUGAAGGAUGGAAUGUUUUACGAACUGAAGUCGAACGAAAGGAAAACAAAUACGACUGCUGCCCCAAUAAUUACACCUUACUUACCUUUGCCAUCCACAUCCAACGAAAGCCGCUCUACUACGUUAUUAAUCUAAUUCUGCCUACUAGUAUUAUAACAAUCAUUUCGAUUGUAGGAUUCUUCAGCUCGUCCUCCCCGCACGAAGUGCGGCAGGAGAAAAUCACGCUCGGUAUCACCACACUGCUCUCAAUGUCGAUUCUAAUUCUGAUGGUCUCGGAUAAAAUGCCUUCCACGUCUUCGUUCAUUCCGCUAAUCGGGUGGUUCUAUACGGCUAUGAUCAGUCUCAUCUCGGUGGCUACCAUUUUUGCCUCGCUAGUCAUUUGGAUUCAAAAGAAGGGAAUUGUUGGAACAGCUCCGCCGCCAAAAUUAAUGUGGUGGGCACGGUUGGUCGGCCGAAGAGUCUAUUUGGAGUUGCCGCUCCUUAUGAAGCAGGCUUAUGCCAGGAAAGCGGCGGAAGAAAAAGCCCGGAACGCCGGCCGGAAGCCCAGCCUUUGGCAAAAGGUCUACAAGAUGAGCCGGACCAGUAAUAUUUUCACGACCACGCAAACACAGAAGGUGGUGAACGCUUUCGGGAACCAAAACGGCGCAGCGGCCAGGCCGAUGAAGCCGAAAAGUUUUCCGAAUUUGGCGAACGUCUCGGCAAUGAAGGGCGCAAGUGAGCCACCUGUACAAAAGAAGAGCUUGGCGUUUUCAAUUGACGAUCGAGACUUUGACCCCGAGGAUAGACCAAGUCCACCCAAAGAUAACACCCCGAUGAUCGAUGAUGAAGAAGCGCCUGAAGACAUUAUACGGAAGUACAAGCCGGCCAAGCAGCUGCGGAGCCCUACCAGCAUCGCUUCCUAUGAUAAUUUGUUCCGGAAUUUUGAGCCCGGACCUGGUAUGGGAUCAGCAGCCCCCACCAAUACCGAACGUCGUAACCUCGCCCAACUCGAGUACGACUGGCUGGCCGCCGUCUUUGAGCGCAUUUGCCUGCUCGUUUUCAUUGUCCUGUUCCUUUUCAUGUCGGUCGGCAUUAACAUGCUUGGCUGGUAUUACUGGAAAAACGCCGAAUACAAACUCCUUCGAAUCUCCGCC
Molecule: messenger RNA, 1740 nt
Organism: Mesorhabditis spiculigera
Lineage: Eukaryota; Metazoa; Nematoda; Chromadorea; Rhabditida; Rhabditidae
Source: the annotation of a GenBank genome assembly